Xiphias gladius (swordfish) is the source of this 1140-nucleotide messenger RNA. Its product is annotated as claudin-18-like. The transcript is spliced from 5 exons. Gene Ontology annotation, molecular function: structural molecule activity. Gene Ontology annotation, biological process: cell adhesion; bicellular tight junction assembly. The record is from RefSeq and is a predicted model, not a curated record. Lineage: Eukaryota; Metazoa; Chordata; Actinopteri; Istiophoriformes; Xiphiidae. Gene Ontology annotation, cellular component: plasma membrane; bicellular tight junction. The coding region runs from base 129 to 908 and encodes 259 amino acids.
AAUUUUAGGUAAACAUCUGAUAAGACCUGUUCCUUGUUGAAGCAUACAUAAUGAUAAGCAGCAGCACCAACACUGCCAUUUCAUGACUCUGUGACUGGUGGUAGCUUUGUUUGAGCGGGACAUCUAAAAUGGCUGCCUCAAUGAUUCAGUUAGUAGGAUUCAUGUUGUCUUUGUUGGGGCAAUUUUUAGUAUCGGCAGCAACAGCAAUGGACAUGUGGAGCUUACAAGACCGAUCUCUUACAGUUGUAACAAAUGUUUACACCUACUCUGGGUUGUGGAACUCAUGUGUAGGGACAGCAUACGGCACAACACAGUGUAGGCCUUAUUUCACCAUUCUAGGACUGCCAGCUCUGCUCCAAGCCGUCCGAGCCUUGAUGAUUGUUGGUAUCAUUCUUGGAGCCAUCGGCUGUCUGAUCGCCAUAUUUGCACUGAAGUGCUUGAGAAUGGGGAACAUGGAGGACAACAUCAAAGCCACAAUGACUCUGACAGCCGGGAUCAUGUUUCUUCUUGCAGGUGUCUGUGGCAUUGCUGGGGUGUCAGCCUUUGCUAACUUGAUUGUGCAAAGUUUUCGGUUCACAACGUAUGCCGAUGGGGGGUUCAGUAUGUAUGGAGGAGCGAGCGUUGGUGGACUCACAGGAGCUCUGACUCCAAGGUAUACUUUUGGCCCAGCUCUUUUUGUGGGGUGGAUCGGUGCAGCUAUCUUGGUCAUUGGAGGUGUCUUUAUGUGUCUGGCCUGCCGCGGAAUGGCUCCAGAGGGGAAGCAACGGUAUGAUGGGAUGGCUUACAAAGCUGCCUCUCACCACACUAUCUACAAGUCAGACACCAGACCACAUCCAGCCUACAAUGAUUCCUACAAGGCUCAGAGUAUGGAUGGAAGGCAGUCGAACCAGAGAUUUGACUAUGUGUAGUCUGUCUGUCUGUCUGUCUAUCUGUCUGUUUUUUAUAUUCUACAGUUCUGUACGGAUCCAUGAGUUUUCUCGUGUUUUAUUGCCCUGAUUAAUGCAAAGAGUGUAUUUUUUUUUUUAACUUCUCUUUUUGAUUUGACAGACUUGCUAAACAUUUAAGGUGUUUUUAAAUAUUUUUUCAAUAUCAUUAUAUAACCCUUAAUUACCAAAUGCUGUUUUGUGAUUCAUGUCUUAU